Messenger RNA from Kockovaella imperatae, 1137 nucleotides. RefSeq lists its product as hypothetical. The record is from RefSeq and is a predicted model, not a curated record. Bases 1 to 1137 code for a protein of 378 amino acids. The transcript has 5 exons. Lineage: Eukaryota; Fungi; Basidiomycota; Tremellomycetes; Tremellales; Cuniculitremaceae.
AUGCACGAAGGUCCUGCUACAUCGGGAUCCACAUCAUCAUCAAAGACACCAUCGACUUCCUUUACUCCACCUGAUUGGACGCCAAGCUCACGCUACUCUCGAGGCUCAUUCAUAGCUUUUGCAGGAUGUCUGUGGAGAUGCGAGGUCGAUCAUACCAGUUCGGAUGGCGAGAGAGGCAUUCCACCGAACAACCUCCACCUUUGGACACCAUUUGCCCCAAUGUUUGCGCCUCGGCCACCCAACUCGGCAAAUGCUGAGCAACCUCCAUCUUAUGGCUACCCUUAUUAUCCAGCUCAUCAGAUCUCAUCGGCAUCAGCCGAGGAGAAACAUGAUGAAGUGUUCGCCUCGGACUCAGAGGAUGAUUCUGGCCAUUGGACCGUGAUCGAUCGCGGAGGAUCAGAGGAUCUAGUAGCUUCUCGUCAAGCUACGGCGAUGGAGGAGAAGCAUGUGGCAAAGUCUCGACCCGAGCUCGAAGCUGAGCUUCAUGGUGAUCGCGUUUGGAAAUCGGCAGGAAUUGGGAUCUGGAGUUUCAGUCUUGAUCCCAAUGAGGAGCAAAACAAGGCGUCUGUGUGGAGAGAAUGGAAUGAUCGACCGAGUAAAGAUGCCUGGAUCAAAGCCGCGAGAGCCAGGACAAGGGUGUACAAUGAUGCCUUGCAGACCCCCAAGCCCGUUGUCAUGUGGAAGCUCGUGGAAGGAGGGGAAAGUUUCCCCUCCGACGCCAUUCCUGUAGGGCACGAAGCAGAUGGGCAGACGUUGUUCGCCGCUCGGUCGCUGUACGCCGGCGGUCUUCAUCUGGGCAAGGCCUCGCACACAAUGUUCAAGGGAUCAUCCAUUUCCUUUGCGGGUAAAGAGCUCAUCACCGAUACGUUUGAAGUUUUAUGCGGACCUAGAGAUCCUAGAACGCUUCAAUGGAAGAAAUAUAGGCAUGGGGAAAAAGCCGUCGUGGGCAAUUGGCAGCCUGUCGAAGGAGGCCGCGAGGCCGACGGACGAGCUUUGUUGAUCUCACGGGCCGAGCAUGCACACGGUCUUCAUCCCGGUAAAAUCCUAGUCGGCGACGAUCAUGCCUGUCUUGGAUACGGCGGUGGCGAAGUCUGGGUCCGACCGUUUGAGGUCCUGGCAUACUCGGCCAAAGCCUGA